AUGGCCGAAAACAACGACUCUGGCGACACAUACGGUAAAGAUAGCAGAAGAAAUGAUGAUUCUACAAAGCAUGAAUGUAUCCACACAGAAGAAAACUCUUACAGUUGCAGAGUAUGUCACAAAGUUUUUACUGUUAGAAACCACUCAUCAGUGCACGCAUGUAUUUCUACUGUUAAUAAGCAUCACUACAAGUGCAAAUUUUGUUCCACUAGUUUUUCUCAAAAAUUCGAUUUAACGUGGCAUGAGCAGACUCACGCAGGUGACAAGCCGUACAGCUGCAAGCAAUGUUUAAAAAGUUUUAGUCGGAAAUUCAGUCUCAAAGUGCACGAGCAGACUCAUUCGGGUGAGAAGCCCUACAGCUGCAAACACUGUUCACAAAGUUUUGCUGAUAAAUCCAAUCUCACAAAACACGAGCGGACUCAUACAGGUGAUAGGCCCUACAAUUGCAAACACUGUUCAAAAAGUUUUGCUGAUAAAUCCAAUCUCACAAAACACGAGCGGACUCAUACAGGUGAGAAGCCCUACAGUUGUGAACACUGUUUGAAAAGUUAUACUAAAAAAAAAUAUCUUACCACGCACGAGCGGACUCAUUCAGGUGAUAUGACCUACAGCUGCAAAUACUGUUUACAAAGUUUUAGUCGGGAAUUCAGUCUCAAAGUGCACGAGCAGACUCAUUCGGGUGAGAAGCCCUACAGCUGCAAACAAUGUUCAAAAAGUUUUGCUGAUAAAUCCACUCUCACAAAACACGAGCGGACUCAUACAGGUGAUAUGCCCUACAGCUGUAAACACUGUUUACAAAGUUUUAGUCGGAAAUUCAGUCUUAAAGUGCACGAGCAGACUCAUUCAGGUGAGAAGCCCUACAGCUGCAAACAAUGUUCAAAAAGUUUUACUCAAAAAUCAAAUCUCACUACGCAUAAGCGGACUCAUUCGGGUGAGAAGCCCUACAGCUGCAAAUACUGUUUACAAAGUUUUAGUCGGAAAUUCAGUCUCAAAGUGCACGAGCAGACUCAUUCGGGUGAGAAGCCCUACAGCUGCAAACAAUGUUCAAAAAGUUUUACUCAAAAAUCAAAUCUCACUACGCAUAAGCGGACUCAUUCGGGUGAGAAGCCCUACAGCUGCAAAUACUGUUUACAAAGUUUUAGUCGGAAAUUCAGUCUCAAAGUGCACGAGCAGACUCAUUCGGGUGAGAAGCCCUACAGCUGCAAACAAUGUUCAAAAAGUUUUACUCAAAAAUCAAAUCUUACUACGCAUGAGCGGACUCAUUCGGGUGAGAAGCCCUACAGCUGCAAACACUGUUCAAAAAGUUUUGCUGAUAAAUCCACUCUCACAAAACACGAGCGGACUCAUACAGGUGAUAGGCCCUACAGCUGUAAACACUGUUUACAAAGUUUUAGUCGGAAAUUCAGUCUCAAAGUGCACGAGCAGACUCACUCUAGUGAUAAGCCCUUCAGCUGCAAACACUGUUCAAAAAGUUUUGCUGAUAAAUCCAAUCUCACAAAACACGAGCGGACUCAUACAGGUGAGAAGCCCUACAGUUGUGAACACUGUUUGAAAAGUUAUACUAAAAAAAAAUAUCUUACCACGCACGAGCGGACUCAUUCAGGUGAUAUGACCUACAGCUGCAAACACUGUUCAAAAAGUUUUUCUGAUAAAUCUAAUCUCACCGUGCACGAGCAGAGUUAUAAAGGUAGUAGUUCAUACGAAUGCAAAUUGUGUUUGACCAGUUUUGAUCAAAAAUUGGAUUUAGCAAGGCACAAGCCGAUCUACUACCGCAAAGUGUGUUUAAAAAAAUCCACUAAUAAAUCAAAUCCUAAAAUACACGAAUGGACUUGCACUGGUGAUCAAUCCUUUGGCUCUAAACUAUGUAGUUCAAAAGAAUUUAGUCAGGCAUUGUGUCAUACAUGGCACGAGCCGACUUACACGAAUGAUUCGCUGAGCGUAAUAAAAAAAAAACACUGUUUACAAAGUUUUAGUCGGAAAUUCAGUCUCAAAGUGCACGAGCAGACUCAUUCGGGUGAGAAGCCCUACAGCUGCAAACAAUGUUCAAAAAGUUUUACUCAAAAAUCAACUCUUACUACGCAUGAGCGGNAAAAAAAAAAAAAAAAAAAGAAUUGA
This is a messenger RNA of Copidosoma floridanum, 2115 nucleotides long. Its product is annotated as oocyte zinc finger protein XlCOF6-like. NCBI's taxonomy places the organism in Eukaryota, Metazoa, Arthropoda, Insecta, Hymenoptera, Encyrtidae. The record is from RefSeq and is a predicted model, not a curated record.